AUGGAUUCAACUCCGGAUUUGACAAAAGUCGACCAAAUGGCCAUUAUUCUACGUUACUGCACGUCAACAGGUGUGGAAGAAAGACUUCUAGGAUUAUUUCCCAUUAAAGAUCAUCAUGGCCAAUCUAUGUAUAAGGUAUUACAUAACUUUCUUGAAAAAAGUGAAUUAAACAUUAUGAACAUCAGGGGUCAAUCUUAUGACAACUCCUCAAACAUGAGUGGUCAAUUUAAAGGGCUUCAAGCUUAUGUCAAAAAUAAAAAUCCAUUAGCUGUGUUUAUACCUUGUACAGCUCAUUCGUUAAACCUAGUUGGAAUAAAUAGUGUAAAUUGUUGUACUGAAGCUGUCAAUUUUUUUGAUUUUGUACAAAAAUUGUAUAACUUCUUUAAAAAAAAUAGUGUCAAAGAAAAUUCUAGGCGACUUCUUACACUUAAAUCCUUAAGUGACACUACAUGGUCUUGUCAUGUAGAAGCAUGUAAAGCAAUAGUUGUAAAUUAUGAACAAAUUUCGACUGCGUUAAAAAGUAUGUAUGAUGGUGAAGAAAAUUAUGUUACAACUAUAGAUGCUAAAUCGUUAUGGAAGAAAAUGGUUAAAAGAGAAACUGGAUAUAUGUCAUUACUUUGGAAUGACAUCAUGGAAAUAAGUAACAAAACUUCAACUGAAUUACAACAUUCAAACUGUGACACAAUGAAGGCGAUCAACUUGUUUAAAUCACUAAAGAUUUAUGUGUUAAGUUUACGAGACUCAAAUUCAAUUUAUGUAGAAAAAAUACCUAAUCUUAGUUCUGAAAUUACUAUUUACUACUCAGAUGAAAAGCAAAGAAAAAAAAGAAAAAAAUUCCCUGAUGGUAGCAAAAAUGAAGAAGUGUUAAAAGGAAAAAACAAAUUUCGUGUACAGACUCAAUUAUUUGUUAUUGAUAAAUUUGUUUCAGAAUUAAACAAAAGAAUUUCAGCUUAUGAAUAUAUUGAUUCUACUUUACCAAACGAACUUGUACAAUUUAGAGAAUACUGGAGGCUUUGUCAACCUUCUUUUGAUCCAGCUGACAUUCCCAAACUAUUUGACUGGUUUAGUAAUCAAUCACUCGAAGAGGAGAAUGAGCCGAAGUUAACAAACGAUCAGCAAGUUGUUUAUAAUACUAUUUUAGAAAUCAUAUUGCAAGAUACUGGAGAAUUAAUUUUUCUUGAUGCUCCUGGUGGAACUGGCAAUACCUUCAUGCUGAAUCUCUUGCUUGCAAAGCUACGUGCAGAAAGAAUAAUUUCAUUAGCAGUCGCUUCUUCCGGAAUAGCAGCAACAUUAUUACAAAAUGGCAGGACAGCACAUUCCGCUUUCAAAUUACUUUUGGAUCUUCAGACUACCGAACGCCCAGUUUGUAGUGUGAAGAAACAAAGUUCUUUGGUGGCGAAUAAAGGUGGUCCUGAGGCACUUGAUAGAACGCUGAGGGAUUUUAAAAAUAAUGAUCGCCCAAUGGGCGGAGUUGUUAUUCUUUUUGCUGGUGACUACACAAAUAUUGCCAGUUGUGCCUAA
Molecule: messenger RNA, 1521 nt
Organism: Aphis gossypii (cotton aphid)
Lineage: Eukaryota; Metazoa; Arthropoda; Insecta; Hemiptera; Aphididae
Product: zinc finger MYM-type protein 1-like
Exons: 5
Coding region: 1-1521 (506 amino acids)
Biological process (GO): DNA repair; telomere maintenance
Molecular function (GO): DNA helicase activity
Source: RefSeq, a predicted model, not a curated record